Molecule: messenger RNA, 3419 nt
Organism: Tigriopus californicus
Lineage: Eukaryota; Metazoa; Arthropoda; Copepoda; Harpacticoida; Harpacticidae
Exons: 6
Coding region: 1-3294 (1097 amino acids)
Biological process (GO): G protein-coupled receptor signaling pathway; cell surface receptor signaling pathway
Cellular component (GO): membrane
Molecular function (GO): G protein-coupled receptor activity
Source: RefSeq, a predicted model, not a curated record
AUGGCGCAGCGAUGUUUCCUCGUGGUUUCCACGGUGCUUCUUGGACAAAUUAGUUGUUCCAAAUGGAUGUUGGAUGAUUCCAAGAUCCCACCCGACGAUCCUCGAUGCCUCAGUCGAAUGUCGUGCAAGGGUCGUUGUGGGGACUAUUUUGGGACCACAAAACCAUUGGAGAGCUUAUGUGCUUGCGAUGAAGACUGCAAUUUCUUUGGGGAUUGUUGUAAAGACUAUACCGAUUAUUGUCCUCAGGGCGUGACUCCGGUCAUCUUGCAUCACCAUGGCGAAGUCCAAUGCUUCGCCAUGCAUCCAUCCAUGGAAGAGGCUUUGGGCGUGUAUGUAGUCUCUCAGUGUCCUCCUUCGUUCUCGGAUGCCACGAUCCGAUCCAUGUGCGAGAUCCUUGACGAUUUCAACAAGACAUUGGAUGAAAAAAUCUGGUUCAAAAACAGCUUUUGUCAGCAAUGUUGGCUAGGCGAGUUGUCUAGCUCGUUAUUGGCGAAAUUGCGGAAAGUCAACGGCAGUCGUUAUUGCAUUCCGGAGCUAAAUGGAUGUAGAAGUCCACAAUUCAGUAAUGCUCUCCAAAAAGAGAUUUGCGACAAAUAUUACAUGCCAGUUUUGUAUGAGGAUCACUCCAGCGGAAUGGCACAGUUCAUCGCUUAUAACAACUUGGAUUGUUUGACUUGUGACACAGAGGAGGCCACUUGGGAUCAAAUUUAUUGUUAUCCAUUGGGAACCUAUCCUCUUUUGGGUUCCGGGACCAAAGAUUUCACGUUCAUCAACCCCCGCAAUCCCAGCCGACAAGAGGUUCUCUUCACUAGCGUGCUGAAAAACGCCUUCUCCUUUGGGAUCCCGGAGUCCAUUUCAAUUCUCAUCAACUUUGGAUUCAGCGAAAAGCAUGUCAUGUACAGUGCCGAAGAGUGGAACGAGAAUUGCGGUUCCAACGCGGUGUAUGAUCCAUUUUCCGAGGUCUGUCGGGCCCUCUAUUGCAAUUCAAACUUUGAUUUGAGCGACUUUGAAUGUUUGAACGAGAGUGAAUCCAAUGGAACGAGUCAUGGAUCUAUCCUUCUGCCAAGUGCUGAUGUCCUAGUUCGCUUGGGAGUGCUGGCUUUCACGCAAAAGGCCAAUCAGACUUCUCCAGAGGAAGUCCGUCGAAUGAUCCACACCAAUUUUGAGAUUCAAUUCUGCGACUUUCUCUACAUAUCGCACAACCGGACCUCAAACUUGUCCGUAUCAUUUGUGGGGAAUAAGACCUUGAGUGGCAAAGACGCCAAUGUGGAUCUGGUGGCUAAUAUUACUCAAGCACUCAUUGAGGAACAUCGCCUGACAGAUUACAUUAUCGAGUACACUGAGUUGCAAGAGCUGGUUUUGGGAUUGAACUUUUUCAACGAAGCUCUGGAAUUUACACUCAACUUUGUUCUGAAAGAGCGUGCCAAGGAUAAUCGGACCCAAGAAGAUGCCACGGAUCGUGUGAUUGCACAUCUCACGGAGAUCAUUUCGGAAAACAAUUUCCAAUUUGAGAUGAACGGCAUUCAAGUUAUGGUCACAUCUAUGCACGAAAGCACCCUCUAUUCAGACACGGAGCUCGCCAUCUGGUGCAGAGGUGGCCAACUCACCAAUUACACUCAUGACCUUAUCAACAUUUCCAUCGCCAGUGACAACGAGAAAUCGGUCUAUGAUGGAAAUUGGACAAUGUCGAUUGUGAUUUUGGAGAGUGGCGAGAACUUCUCGGAGGGCGAGUUUGUGGCCAAUCUCAUGUAUCAAGGCGUUUAUCAUGACGACAUUGCGGAUUUCUCAGGAACUGUCCUCGUCUGUGAGAAUCGUGCUUUUAUCAAUGACUCAGCGUGUCCUCGGGUUCGGUUCAAGCCCGACCAAUUCGAUUGGGACAACUAUCAAGCCAACAAGGGUGACCUCAACUUCACGGGUGACGCAGUGGACCUGUUCGGCAUUGACAAUCCGCUUCACCAUUGGCAGUACAAAGUGUUGGGUAAUGGAGACAUUGAAACUUGCGUGGACAUUUGGAUGCCUCCAUUUCUCAUGACGGAUCUAGUUGAGGCCUAUCUUAGCUUGAUUUUGACCUCGACCUCGGCCCUUUGUCUCCUCAUCACGCUGUUGACGUACUCGCUCUUCUCGGAACUUCGUAAUUUACCUGGACUCAACCUCAUGGGGCUAGCAUUAAGUACCUUCACUUAUCAAGUAGUAUUUCUGAGCGGCGUCAAUGAAGCGACCACCAAACAUCACAACCUUUGCAUUCUUGUGGCAGUUAUUGUUCAUUUCUGUAUAUUAAACUCAUUCUUUUGGACCAAUGUCAUGGCUUGGGACAUCUACCAGACCUUUGGCAAGCGUAACAUCAUCUCUCGUAUCCGACCCAAACGUUAUAUUCGCAAGUACACUUUCUACACUUGUGGGAGCAGCUUCCUCAUCGUGAGUUUUGCCGUCUUAUGUGAUUUUUCCGAAGUCAUACCUAAUUUCCACGUGGGUUACGGGCAAUACUCAUGCUGGAUCAGUAACGCUGAAGCGGCGGCUGUCUUCAUCGCUUUGCCCGUGACCGUCAUUCUCAUUGCUAACAUUGUAUUGUACCUCCUUACAAUCUCGUCCAUCAAUCAUGUGUCCAACCUUGUUCGAAACCGAGGAGUCCAGAGUCGUCGGGGUCGGAGGGAUGUCUUACUCUAUAUACGUAUCUUUUGCAUCCUUGGAUUUACCUGGCUAUUUGGACUCCUAACGAUCCUGGUGCCAAGCACUGAAGCGAUGCGAUCAGUGGAAAUGAUCCUGGUCUACUUUCACGUCAUUUUCAAUGGACUUCAAGGCGUCUUCAUCUUCUCCGUCUUCACGACCAAUAAGCGAGUAUUCAAUCUAUACAAGGAAAUGUUCAAAUCCCUGAGGAGCAAAUUUCACCGCCAACCAAUUCCACUGCAAAACCGAUCAACUCAUUUACGUCAUCCACCCGCCAUUGAAGUCCAUCACCACUUGUGUACAUGCGCCAAGGACAAGUUCAAGACCGACAACGAGUCGUUUCACAACUGUCUUUCCUCUCUGGAAGUGAAUGAUGCCAUUCUAGUGUUCGCCAUGGACGAAGAUGGCCGCAUGAAGCUGCGCAAUCGGAAGGCAUCCAAUGAGAGCAACGCGAGCAAUCAGUCGACAAUCACUCAGAGCACUUCCCUUGGGUCUUUCCGACAGAACUCGAACGACACAGUGCGCCAAUUUGAAUGCAACCUCUCCGAUGUGGAUGAGGAUCGAGAGACGACUUCGCAAACCUUAAGCCAUGAAGUCACUGAAGAAGCCAAGGGUUCAACUCUCGGAUAAGGGAUUUCAAUAUGAACGAGUUAAUCGGAAGAGAGAAGGGUUCUUAGCAAACGCAUGUUAACAUUGUUAUAUUUCUUGUGUCAAUCAUUACAUAUAUAGUACAUUACAGAGGCGUAUACGGAAGA